ACACACAUACACACACACACACAUUCCAGCAGGCGGAGUCGGUGACGCGUUGGGCCGUUUGUGAAUGAGCUGAGAGGAUCAGGACUCACCUCGCAGAGCAGAGUCCCAGCCAAGCCCAGGAGCGGUCACACGGAGGAAGGAAAAGUUUGCCAAAUGGAUUUCUUUGGAGGAGUCAGACCUUUAUUAUUUUCAUAUGUUCUCAUUAACGGUAUACUAAUUACAUUACAGACUAAAGAAGAGGUUCUUUUGGAUAUGAGGGCAACAGGAGGUGAGCUGGGCUGGCUGACAUGGCCCUUAGAGCAGGGGGACAAGCCUGGGUGGGAGGUCGUCCAGAGGACUCUGAAUGGCUCUCAGUUCUACACCUACUCCGUCUGUAAUGUUGGUGAACGUGAGCAGGACAACUGGCUGCGCACCACCUUCAUCCAGCGGCGUCCAUCGGCUUCACGGGUCUUUGUUGAAAUCCAGUUUAUCGUACGUGACUGCAACUCUUUCGAUGGUGCCUCGCUGACCUGCAAAGAAACCUUCAACCUCUUCACAUCUGAGUCAGAUGCCGACGUGGGGACUACCUUCCGCAAGGGCCAGUUUAAGAAAGUGGCCACCAUAGCUCCUGACGAGAUCACCAGCAAAAAUGAGCUGCGAAUCAACGAAGAGACACGAGUGGUGGAAAACCUGUCUCGAAAAGGCUUCUACUUGGCCUUUCAAGACAUCGGAGCCUGCGUUGCACUUCUCUCCGUCAGGGUCUACUACAAAACUUGUCCGGCCACAGUGAAGAGUCUGGCCUCCUUCCCUGAGACCGUGGCCGGAGGUGAGAACCAGGCUCUCAGGAAAGUGAGCGGAGUGUGUGUGGAAAACGCAGUCAGCAAGGAGCAGCCUCGCAUCUACUGCACUGUGGAUGGGGAGUGGGUGGUACCAGUCGGACAGUGCCAGUGCAGACCAGGCUAUGAGGAAGUCGAAGAUGCAUGUCAAGAAUGUCAGCCUGGCUUCUUCAAAGCUGCAGCAUCCAGUGACAAGUGUGAGCCGUGUCCUGCCAACACCCAGGGGCCAGACUCCGGGGCUUUGUUUUGUCCUUGCAUGGAUGGCUUCUACCGGGCUCCAAAUGAUCCCCCUACUGGACCCUGCUCAGGCCUCCCCUCUGCUCCACGAGACCUCGUGGCCACUACCACCCAGCUGUCUGCAGGAAAACUCCUGCUCUCUUGGAGCCCACCCGAAGACACUGGGGGUCGAACUGAUAUCACCUAUAGUGUUGAUUGCCAGCGCUGCGAGGGAAGUGCGUGUCAACCCUGUGGAGAGAAGAUCCGCUAUGAGCCGUCCAGCGUGGGCCUGACUGACACCAAGGUUUCAGUGAGCGAGCUGGACGCUCACCUUAACUACACCUUCACUGUGGAAGCACACAGCGGCGUGUCAGUAUUCGCUAGUCAGGCAGCGCCACAGGCUCAUAGACCACCAUCCACCAGUGCUCUGACUACAUCUCUGCACUACACAGAUCCUCCCAAGAUUACCACCAUGCGACUGGUAGAGAGGACCUCCACCACCUUGUCCCUUUCCUGGGAUGUAUCUCCACGACCACGGGUCCAACUGCGGCCCAUCCGCUAUGAACUCACUUAUCGCAAGAAGGACGAUAACCUGGAUGUGACGACCUACAUCGUGCUCAAACUCGAGAAGAACUCUGUACAGAUCAGUGAUCUGGACCCGGGCACAGCCUACCUGUUCAGGGUGCAGGCCCUCAGCAGCGACGGCAGCCCUGGAGGCUCCAGUGUGGAGGAGCAGUUUGAGACCUCCUCUGAAGGACUUCUCACUCACAACACAGCGCUCGUCCUCUGCCUGGCGGUUGGAGCAGCGGUGGUGUUGUUCAUAGUGGUCGUCGUCCUGUUCCUGCGCAGACGGAGAAGGAACACUCACACCAGGCAAGGACCAGAGGACACCUACUUCUCCAGCUCAGAGCAACUGAAGCCUCUGAAGACCUACGUGGACCCACACACAUACGAGGACCCCAACAUAGCUGUACUGAAGUUUGCCACUGAAAUCCACCCCAGCCACAUAACCAAACAGAAAGUCAUUGGAGCUGGGGAGUUUGGCGAGGUGUACCGUGGUAUUCUGAAGGUGCCGGGGAGGAAGGAGGUGGCGGUGGCUAUCAAGACGCUGAAACCAGGCUACACGGAGAAACAGAGGCAGGACUUCCUGAGCGAGGCCUCCAUCAUGGGGCAGUUCUCCCACCAGAACAUCAUCCGUCUGGAGGGGGUGGUCACCAAAUGUAAGGAUUUCUUUAAACAUGCCAUGAUUGUGACUGAAUACAUGGAGAAUGGAGCACUGGACAGAUACCUCAGGGACCACGAUGGGGAGUUUUCUUCCUACCAGCUGGUGGGCAUGCUGCGUGGGAUUGCAGCAGGCAUGAAGUACCUCUCUGACAUGAGCUAUGUCCACCGUGACCUGGCUGCGCGCAAUAUCCUCGUCAACAACACCCUGGAGUGUAAAGUGUCAGACUUCGGCCUGUCCCGGGUGUUGGAGGACGAUCCUGAGGGGACAUACACCACAAGCGGAGGAAAGAUUCCCAUUCGCUGGACGGCUCCAGAGGCAAUAGCAUACAGGAAGUUCACCUCAGCCAGUGACGUGUGGAGCUUUGGCAUCGUCAUGUGGGAGGUUAUGGCGUUUGGUGAAAGGCCUUACUGGGACAUGAGUAACCACGAGGUGAUGAAGGCCAUCAACGAGGCCUUUAGGCUGCCGGCGCCUAUGGACUGUCCCUCAGCCGUUUACCAGCUGAUGCUGCAGUGCUGGCUUCAGGAUCGCUCCAAGAGACCACGUUUCGGAGACAUUGUUAGUCUGCUGGACAAGCUGCUGCGGAGCCCCGACUCCCUGAAGACCAUUGCAGACUUUGACCCACGCGUAUCCAUCCGCCUUCCCAGCACCAGCGGCUCGGACGGUUCCCCCUUCAGGUCGGUGUCUGAGUGGCUGGAGUCCAUCAAGAUGAGUCAGUACAGUGAGAACUUCACCUGCGCUGGGAUCGUCACCAUGGACCAGGUCCUGCAGAUGAAGAACGAGGAUAUUAAGAACAUCGGGGUGAGGCUCCCUGGCCAUUUGAAAAGAAUUGCCUACAGCAUCUUGGGCUUAAAGGACCAGACUAGCACCCUGAGCGUGUUUGCUGUGUGAUCGUGACAACGAAGGGAAUUAAAAUCGGGCACUGGAGCAGACAGCCCUUUGAACUCUAAGCUGAGCUGGAGCGAAACUGCAGGGACGGCGAUGGAUCGGCAGAACCAAGAGAAACGUCAUGCCAUCCUCUGGGGCCGACUGAAUCAGACUGACUUACUGUACAUUUUUAAUUUCUUCAUUUUAUCCACACGGGAAUGGAGCAAAUAUACAACAGUAGAUGUAUCAAUUAGACUCUGUAUAUUUAGAUAUCUAUUUUUAUUACCCAUGUCUUCUGUACAGAUACAAUUCAUCGCUCAUGCAUUUAUUUGUUUUUUUCUUCAUUUCACAUUCCGGCUUCAUAAAAAUCAACAAUCAAGCCAGUUCUGGGAACAGCUUCAGUUACAACAUUGGUCCCUGAGCUCGUUGCAUCCAGUGUCAAACAAACAAGGGAAGUGCAGUAAGUGUGAUAGCAUGAGAGCAGUGGAAUCAGCCCCAGCUCAGUUUGUGGUUGGUGCUGAUGUCACGGCGUCUGCCUUUUAAUUGGCACUUUUGGUCCAUUUCCUGUUAGACCAAUGAGGAGUGCCGUGAGGGCUGAAGUGAGCUUGAGCUGGCCCAGAGAUAAAGAGACGGUGUUGCUGAGGUGUAAACACAGACCGACCUGGUGCUGUUAUCGGCCUUCUGCUGGCUUCAUGCUGACGUUAAGCUAUAAUCAUGUAAGUGAUGUUAGAACGUAUAUGAGGUACUCUUUGUGUAUAGAUUUUUUCUUUGUGUUUGGGCAAUUACCAAAAAUAUUGGGAUUAAGAACCUAUAAUGUAGCACUUGGAUCAAGAAUCACAUGAUCUUGGUUUGUCUCAGAGAGCAGUGACCACACAUAAACUCCUGAACUUAAAGAGAUGGUAAGUGAGGAACUGUGUAAAUUAAAUUAAAUUAAUUAGAGUGCAGUACAUCUGUUUGUAGCGUGCCGGUAAUGAAGAGGGAGAUAGCGAAGUUUACCAAAAUAUAAAAUAUGACCCCACCCUGCCAAAAAAAAACAAAGAUUUCAUGAUGAUGAGUUUUGUUGUGGUUGAAAUGAUUUCAUACUUAAUAAUAGUUUGGUUUGCAAUUUCAAUGUCUCAUAAAGUUUUGUAGAAGCUAUAAAAAAUAUUUGUAUUUCUGUUGGUUUGAGUAACGUGUUGACAGAAUUAAACUGUAUGCUUCGACAAUUAAGCGCUCGACUUGUUCCAGACAUUUAAAGAUGUUUUGAAGUGCCUGUUUGUAGAGCGGGAGUUUUGCUUCUGUCUGUUUUAAUGGAGUGGCUCUCCAGUGUAGUGGGAAGUGUAUCGUGCAGAGCCCCCACCCCCCACCUUCCCACAGUGCUCUUCUCUUAAUUGAUGACUGCAAAUCAUUGUGUUACUGAUGUGCACCUUUCUUUACUUGAAUUUUUAGUGUAUUUUCAAAUGUAUCUGUAAUUCUGUUGUAGCUGAUAGGCCCAUCUUUGGAAAAGGGAUUGUGUUUUGUUAUUACUCUGGUUUACUGGUUGCAAUUACACUUUGUACAUUUUGUAUGAUUUCACUUUUUGCCAUAUCACCAAAAUGAUUAUUUUUUAUAGGUUCCCAUCACUUUCCUCCUUCUGCUGCCUUUCCAAACAUUUUGAGAGUUCCUUCAUCAAAGAGCAAACUCCUUCCCUUUUGCCUGUUGUUUUAUACUGUAUUUAAUAGUCUAUUUAUUUUGUACUUUUAUUUAUUUAUCCUGAUAAACACUGAGCUGGGAUUAUAACUGAAGGUUGCUCUGUCAUUCUUAAUAAUAAAAAAAAGCUCUAAUGUCCCUCUUUUAUUCCUGAAUUAUUCAAACCCGAGAUUGCCUUCAUUGCAUUUGUGGAGCAAUAAAGUCUUAAAUGAAAUUUG
This is a messenger RNA of Lates calcarifer (barramundi perch), 5006 nucleotides long. It is a transcript of the gene epha2b, whose product is annotated as eph receptor A2 b. Gene Ontology annotation, cellular component: plasma membrane; neuron projection. Gene Ontology annotation, biological process: axon guidance; cell surface receptor protein tyrosine kinase signaling pathway; protein phosphorylation. NCBI's taxonomy places the organism in Eukaryota, Metazoa, Chordata, Actinopteri, Centropomidae. The record is from RefSeq and is a predicted model, not a curated record. Gene Ontology annotation, molecular function: transmembrane-ephrin receptor activity; ATP binding; protein binding.